This is a messenger RNA of Corylus avellana, 2528 nucleotides long. Its product is annotated as zinc finger BED domain-containing protein RICESLEEPER 2. Gene Ontology annotation, molecular function: DNA binding; protein dimerization activity. The record is from RefSeq and is a predicted model, not a curated record. NCBI's taxonomy places the organism in Eukaryota, Viridiplantae, Streptophyta, Magnoliopsida, Fagales, Betulaceae.
AAUGAAGUAAACCUCCGUUUGGCACCAAGGGCAAAACGGUACGUUUACGGAAUUCUUGCCUCCUUACCUCUUCUUCGUUGCGCGCCUUCACACCAAAUUGCUCCGAUUUCCAUAUUUGCCCCCCUCAGUCCCUCUCCCUCUUAUCCUACUUCUUGUCACUAGAAACCCCCAAAUAAACCCUAACCCUAAUUCUUUCCGGGUCUCGGCAAAAUCCACCUUCGCUCCAUUCUCCAUAUUGGUGAAAGAUUAAAUUCAUGCAAUGGAUUUGUCAGAUGCAGUGAUAGUCAAUUCUAGCCGAUUGAAAUCUGUUGUAUGGAAUGAUUUUGAUAGGAUUAAAAAAGGUGACACCUGUGUGGCUGUAUGUAGGCAUUGUAAGAAGAAACUUAGUGGAUCAAGUACUAGUGGAACAUCUCAUUUGAGGAAUCAUUUGGCUAGGUGUCAGAAAAGAUCUAACCUUGGGAUACCUCAAUACAUUGCAGCUAGGGAAAAAAAAAAGGCAGGGACCCAUGCUCUUGUAAAUUUCAAUAUGGAACAAGAGCAGAGAAAGGAUGAAAUUCUUAACCUUGUGAAUGUUAGAUUUGAGCAAGAGCCUAUGAAAGAUGACUCCGUUAACACUGGAAACAGUAACUUUGAUCAAAGAAGAAGUCGAUUUGAUCUUGCUCGUAUGAUCAUUUUACAUGGCUAUCCGUUGGCCAUGGUUGAACAUUUUGGAUUCAGAGUAUUUGUUAAAAAUCUGCAGCCACUUUUUGAGCUUGUGACAUUUGACAGGGUUGAGGAUGACUGUAUGGAAAUCUAUAUAAAAGAGAAACAAAAGGUGAAUGAAGUGUUGGAUAAAUUGCCUGGUAAAAUCAGCCUCAGUGCUGACAUGUGGGCUGCUUAUGGUAAUGAUAAGUACUUGUGUUUGACGGCGCACUACAUUGAUGAAUCUUGGCAGUUAAAGAAGAAGAUUCUAAAUUUUAUUAUGGUUGAUCCUUCUCAUACUGAAGACGAUUCGGAUGUUAUCAUGACAUGUCUGAUGGAUUGGGAUAUUGACCGUAAGUUGUUUUCCAUGACGUUUGAUAGUUGUUCUGCCAAUGACAAUAUCAUAUGUAGAAUCAGAGAUCGAUUGUCGCAGAAUAGAUUUCUUUAUUGUAAUGGUCAGUUUUUUGAUGUGCGCUGCGUGGCAAAUGUAAUCAAUUUGAUGGUUCAGGAUGCCUUGGAAGCACUAUCCGAUGUAACCAAGAAGAUACGGGAUAGCAUUCGAUGCGUUAAAAGUAGACAAGCAACGCAAGCAAAGUUUAAUGAGGUGGCUCAAGAAGUUAAAGUUGAGAGUCAAAAGUCCUUAUGUCUGGAUAAUUCAUUGCGAUGGAGCUCAACGCAUGUUAUGCUUGAAGUUGCCUUAGAGUACAGGGAGGUGUUUUGUGUUUUGCAAGAAAAUGAUCCUGUCUACACAAUGUGCCCAUCCAAUAUGGAAUGGGAGAGAGCGAGUGUCGUUACUAGUUACUUGAAGCUCUUUGUGGAGGUUACUAACGUUUUGACAAGGUGCAAGUCAUCAACUGCAAAUAUAUAUUUCCCUGAGCUCUGCGAUGUUCACUUGCAGUUGAUUGAAUGGUGCAAGAAUCCUGAUGCUUCUAUUAGUUCUGUGGCGGUGAAGAUGAGAAGUAAGUUUGAAGAAUAUUGGGAGAGAUGCAGCUCUGGUUUAGCAGUUGCAGCCAUGUUAGAUCCUCGAUUUAAGAUGAAAUUGGUCGAGUAUUACUAUCCGCAAAUCUACGGCAGUAGCGCUCCAGAACGUAUUGAUGAUGUUUUCCACUGCGUGAAGGAGCUCUACAACGAACAUUCAAUCUGCUCGCCAUUGGCUUCUCUUGAUCAAGGUCUGGCCUGGCAAGUGGGCGGUGGUGCCGGCUCCUCACCUGCUUCAAGGGAUAGACUGAUGGGGUUUGACAAAUUCCUAAACGAAACAUCACACAGUGAAGGCAGCAAGUCUGAUCUGGACAAGUAUCUGGAGGAGCCACUCUUUCCUCGCAAUGUAGAUUUCAACAUAUUGAAUUGGUGGAAAGUGCACACUCCCAGGUAUCCAAUCCUAUCGAUGAUGGCACGCAAUGUGUUGGCAAUGCCCAUGUCUAAAUUUGCUUCAGAGUUUGCAUUCAGCACAGAACCAAGGCUGCUUCAUCGCGACUGGACUUCACUGACUCCACCUACAGUCCAAGCUUUGAUGUGUUCACAAGAUUGGAUACAGAGUGAACUAGAAAGUUAGUUUAUUUUUCACCACCCACCCACCCACCAGAAUCUUUUUUCUUUAUUUUAUUUUAUUUUAUUAUGGUAGAUCAUCUAAACUAUACUUUGUCACAUAUUUUGAUGCAUAGUAGUUAGUCAAUUUUUUUGGGCUGUCUAAUACAACAUGUGCCAUCCUUAUUCCUUACAAAGGCGUAGAUUGUUUCUUCCUUAUGUUGUAUGUGUGUUUUCCUCCUUUUCAGAGGACUAGUUAUGGGCUACUUGGUCAGUAAAUUCCCUCGCGAUCUCAGGGUUAAAGUGAAAAGGUAUUAGCUAGC